AUGGCGGAAGCUGAGAACGGCUCUAUUAAUGAGCUACCCCAACCCUCUGCUCCCCAGGCAGACAAACAGAAUGGUGUUGAUGUUGUUACCGAACAACCGCAGACUCCGGAUGAGGUCGCAGAGUCGAAACCAACAUUACCAGACGAGUCAGAGCGCCAGGAAAUUCAAUUAAGCGAAUCAGAAAAGCGCGAAUCACCGCAAGAAGAGUUGGAGGGCGACGAACAUGGCCUACCGCAAGAUCCGUCUCCGGCAUCCCCGAAAACCACUACCGAACCUCUCGAGCCUGAGGACGAACAAGAUCAGUCGGAUACGAGAGAUGACCAAACCGAUAGUCCACGCGAAGAGCAACCUUCCAUUUCUGAAGAACAGCCCAAUGAAAGUCCUGAUAUUCCCUCAACCCAAGAUGAACCGGCCGCGCAAGACAUGCGAUUACGUUCAGACUCGCGGUCGACCACCGCGACGUUCGCAACACACCGGUCAUCAACAGUCAGUUCCACCGUCUUCAUUGUGACAGCAUUGGAUACAAUUGGUGCGUCGCGGGAAGCUCGGAAAAGCAAGGAAUUGGAGGAUGCUGUGAAGAAUGCGCUCACCAAUAUCAAACAAUCCGAUCGCCACCCAAUCGAUCCUGAAGUAUUAUUCCGCCCUCUGCUUCUUGCAAGUAGAACUUUCAGCAUUCCUCUACAAGUUACCGCUCUUGAUUGCAUUGGCAAGCUGAUUACUUACUCCUACUUUGCAUUCCCAUCUACCCAAGAUGCCAAAGCAUCAGAGUCAGAAACACCUACCGAACAACCUCCUCUUAUAGAACGAGCCAUCGAUGCCAUUUGCGACUGCUUUGAAAAUGAAGCCACCGCGAUUGAGAUUCAACAACAAAUUAUAAAGUCACUUUUGGCUGCGGUCUUGAAUGACAAAAUUGUGGUGCAUGGAGCAGGUCUUUUGAAGGCUGUUCGGCAGAUUUACAACAUGUUCAUAUAUUCCAAAUCCAGCCAAAAUCAGCAAAUUGCUCAAGGAUCUCUCACACAAAUGGUCAGCACAGUGUUUGACAGACUUCGUGUGAGACUGGAUUUGAGAGAACUCCGCAUUCGGGAAAGCGAAAAGGUGCAGGCUGGCUCUUCGGAUAUUGUGGCAAUCGAGGCUUCUGAUGCUCCUUCCACCGCUGAGGAUGAUCAAGUAUCUGAUGUUGCUUCUGUUGCAGCAGAUCAGCCGGUGUCUAAGGAGCCAACUGAGAAACUCACUCUGGAGAGUUUCGAAUCAAACAAAGACGUCACAGCCGUUAAUGAUAACGUACCGACUAUGGUUACUCGCGCCAGCAUCAACAAGAAGAGGGCACAGUCUAUGUCUGGAGCUUCCGGAGAGGAGAAAGAGGCCGAGGAUGCAGCCAAUGACGAAGAUGAUGUCGAUGAAAUUUACGUCAAAGAUGCCUUCUUGGUUUUCAGAGCUCUUUGCAAAUUGAGUCAUAAGAUCCUCAGUCAUGAGCAACAACAAGACCUCAAAUCCCAGAACAUGAGAUCCAAGUUGCUGUCCCUGCACCUCAUCCACUACCUCAUCAAUAACCACGUCACCAUUUUCACCUCCCCCCUCCUCACGAUCAGGAACAGCUCCGGUAGCUCAGAACCGAUGGCCUUUCUCCAAGCCGUUAGACCUCAUCUCUGUUUGAGUCUAAGUCGAAAUGGUUCUAGCUCAGUACCCAAAGUAUUUGAGGUCUGCUGUGAAAUCUUCUGGCUCAUGCUAAAGCACAUGAGAGUGAUGAUGAAGAAAGAACUAGAGGUUUUCAUGAAGGAAAUAUAUCUGGCCAUUCUUGAGAAGCGAAACGCACCCGCCUUCCAGAAGCAGUAUUUUAUGGAGGUAUUAGAGCGAUUAGCGGAUGAGCCCCGUGCCUUGGUCGAGAUGUAUCUCAACUAUGACUGUGAUCGCACGGCGUUGGAGAAUAUUUUCCAGAAUAUCAUUGAACAGUUAUCACGACAUGCUAGUGUCCCAACAGCCGUGAGCCCGGCCCAGCAACAACAAUACCAUGAACAGCAUGUGAAGGCCUCUAGCGUUGGAAAUGAAUGGCACCAGCGUGGUACUCUUCCUCCUAACCUUACAAGCGCCAGCAUAGGAAACAGUCAGCAGCCAACUGUUCACAGCGUGCCGCCGGAGUACAUAUUGAAACACCAAGCUGUUGAGUGCUUAGUUGAGAUACUGGAGUCACUGGACAACUGGGCCUCGCAGCGUAACGAUGACCAGACUGCCCCCCGAGCUUUUUCGCAAAAGUCAGUCGACAACCCUCGAGACUCUCUAGAUAGCAGUGCUCCUACGUUCCUUGCCUCACCACGGGUCGAUGGCGCCGACGGUAGUACUGGCAGGUCCACCCCGGUUCCGGAUGACGAUCCCAGUCAGGUAGAGAAGGUAAAACAGAGGAAGAUUGCGCUUACUAACGCGAUUCAACAAUUCAAUUUCAAGCCCAAACGAGGCAUCAAACUUUCCCUUCAGGAAGGUUUUAUACGGUCCGACUCUCCUGAAGAGAUCGCAUCCUUCAUACUACGCAACGAACGCCUAGACAAGGCCAUGGUCGGAGAAUACCUUGGGGAAGGUGAUGCCGAAAACAUCGCUAUUAUGCACGCCUUUGUUGACAUGAUGGACUUUGCUAAGCGGCGUUUCGUGGAUGCUCUCCGCUCCUUCUUGCAACACUUUCGUUUGCCAGGAGAGGCCCAGAAAAUUGAUCGGUUUAUGCUCAAGUUCUCAGAACGCUAUGUCACGCAAAACCCAAAUGCUUUUGCUAAUGCGGACACAGCAUAUGUGCUUGCAUACUCUGUUAUUUUGCUCAACACCGAUCAGCAUAGCUCCAAGAUGAAGGGCCGCCGAAUGACCAAAGAAGACUUCAUCAAGAACAACCGUGGUAUCAAUGAUAACCAGGACUUACCCGAUGAGUAUCUAGUGUCAAUCUUCGAGGAGAUUGCCAGCAACGAGAUUGUUCUAGACACGGAAAGAGAGCAAGCAGCAAACUCCGGCGCUCCUGCCGCUGUCCCGAGCGGCCUCGCGUCCAGGGCUGGACAAGUCUUUGCAACAGUAGGGAGAGACAUACAGGGCGAGAAAUAUGCGCAGGCCUCGGAAGAAAUGGCCAACAAAACCGAGCAACUCUAUCGAAGCCUGAUUCGAGCCCAGCGCAAAACUGCCGUCAAGGAGGCACUUUCGCGAUUCAUCCCAGCAACUUCUGUUCAACAUGUUGGCUCCAUGUUCAAUGUCACUUGGAUGUCUUUCCUCUCGGGCUUGUCCGCUCCCAUGCAAGAUACGCAGAAUUUGAAGAGCAUCAAGCUUUGCAUGGAAGGCAUGAAAUUGGCUAUACGGAUUAGCUGUGCGUUCGAUCUCGAAACCCCUCGCGUUGCAUUUGUCACUGCUUUGGCAAAAUUCACAAAUUUGGGCAAUGUUAGAGAGAUGGUCGCAAAGAACGUCGAGGCACUGAAGAUACUUCUGGAUGUCGCGCUUUCAGAAGGAAACCAUCUGAAAAGUUCUUGGAGAGAAAUCCUCACAUGUGUCAGCCAACUAGAUAGACUUCAGCUACUGAGUGAUGGAGUUGAUGAGGGCUCCCUGCCGGAUGUUUCGCGGGCCCGCGUUGUGCCUCAAUCUCCAUCCGACGGGGCAAGAAAAUCCAUGCAAUCACAGAGACGCCCGCGCCCAAAGUCCAUUACCGGGACCACGCCCUUCCGCGCGGAAAUAGCAAUGGAGAGCCGUUCAACCGAGAUGGUUAAGGGAGUAGACCGAAUCUUUACCAAUACUGCUAACCUCUCUCACGAAGCGAUAAUCGAUUUUGUUCGAGCGCUCAGUGAAGUGAGUUGGCAAGAGAUCCAAUCUUCUGGGCAAACCGACUCUCCCCGCACCUACAGUCUCCAAAAAUUGGUCGAAAUUAGUUAUUACAACAUGACCAGAGUCAGAAUUGAGUGGUCCAAGAUUUGGGAGGUACUUGGGCAACACUUCAAUCAGGUUGGAUGUCAUUCCAACACAACGGUGGUUUUCUUCGCACUAGACUCGCUCCGUCAACUCUCAAUGCGCUUUAUGGAAAUUGAAGAACUACCAGGAUUCAAAUUUCAGAAAGACUUCCUCAAACCAUUCGAGCAUGUCAUGGCUAACAGCGUCGCUGUUACCGUAAAGGACAUGAUUCUUCGAUGCCUCAUACAAAUGAUCCAGGCUCGCGGGGACAACAUUCGAUCUGGCUGGAAAACGAUGUUUGGCGUGUUUUCGUUCGCAGCUCGAGAACCAUAUGAGGGAAUUGUAAACAUGGCAUUCGAACACGUUACUCAGAUCUACAACACCCGUUUUGGCGUCGUCAUCACACAAGGAGCCUUCCCUGACCUUAUUGUCUGCCUUACGGAAUUCUCUAAGAAUAUGAGGUUCCAAAAGAAGUCACUACAAGCGAUUGAACUUCUGAAAUCCACGGUUACGAAGAUGCUGAGAACCCCAGAAUGUCCUCUGUCUAAUCGUGGCACGUCUUCGGAAGGCUUCCAUGAGGAUGCUACAAACCUUACUCAACAACUCACUCGACAGUCAAAAGAGGAGCAGUUCUGGUAUCCUAUCCUGAUUGCGUUCCAAGACAUACUCAUGACUGGUGAUGACCUUGAAGCUCGGUCACGGGCGUUGACGUACCUGUUUGACACUUUGAUACGUUACGGUGGGAACUUCCCUCAAGAGUUCUGGGAUGUACUCUGGAGACAACUCCUAUAUCCCAUUUUUGUUGUAUUGCAAUCGAAAUCAGAGAUGUCGAAGGUGCCAAACCAUGAAGAACUUUCGGUCUGGCUCUCAACGACAAUGAUUCAAGCGCUACGGCACAUGAUAACCUUAUUCACGCAUUACUUCGAUGCGCUUGAAUAUAUGCUUGGGCGCGUCCUUGAACUCCUGACGCUAUGCAUAUGUCAAGAGAACGACACCAUCGCGCGAAUCGGCAGCAAUUGUCUUCAGCAACUGAUUCUACAAAAUGUUGAGAAGUUUCAGAAAGAUCACUGGAGCAAGACAGUUGGUGCAUUCAUCGAGCUGUUCAGUAAGACUACUGCAUAUGAACUAUUCACAGCUGCAACAACUGCUACAACUAUGACGCCGAAGACGCCCUUGGCGCAAGAAGUAAAUGGACAGACAGCAGACAUUCAGGAGGAGGCGGCGCAGGAGUUGGAUGAGCCAUCACCAAUUCAAGAAACCCCUGUCGAACCUUCCAAAUCCAACGGGACGUCAGAUGUGACUCCCGAUCACGAAGAUGGAGAUAUGCCUGCAGCUUCAGGCACCGAGUUGGAAGACUAUAGGCCUCAAACGGAUACUCAACAACAACCUGCUGCAGUUACUGUGGCAAGACGUCGCUACUUCAACCGUAUCAUAACGAAUUGUGUGCUCCAACUGCUGAUGAUUGAGACGGUCCAUGAGCUAUUCUCCAACGACAAAGUCUACGCGCAAAUACCCAGUCAUGAGCUACUGCGGCUUAUGGGUCUAUUGAAGAAGAGCUACCAAUUUGCCAAGAAGUUCAACGAUGAUAAGGACCUACGAAUGCAACUUUGGCGCCAGGGAUUUAUGAAGUCCCCACCCAAUCUCCUCAAGCAAGAAAGUGGAAGUGCCGCCACCUACGUUCACAUCUUGUUCAGGAUGUACCACGACGAGCGAGAUGAGAGGAAGAGCAGCCGCGCGGAAACAGAAGCGGCACUGAUCCCUCUUUGCGCGGAUAUCAUCAGUGGCUUUGUUCGACUUGAUGAGGAUUCGCAGCACCGGAACAUAGUAGCUUGGCGUCCGGUUGUUGUGGAUGUUAUUGAAGGUUACACAAACUUCCCACUUGAAGGAUUCGACAAACACAUCGAGACGUUCUAUCCCCUGGCUGUCGAGCUGCUCGGCCGUGACCUGAACCCUGAGAUUCGACUUGCUCUCCAAUCCUUGUUGCAGCGAAUCGGAGAGGCGAGGUUAGGUGUACCUGCCCGACCGCCAGUCCCUGUCAGUCCAAGGCAGUCAGUAUCAGAGAAGUCGCCCCGCAAGCAUAGUGUCGGCCGACACUGA
Molecule: messenger RNA, 6000 nt
Organism: Aspergillus puulaauensis
Lineage: Eukaryota; Fungi; Ascomycota; Eurotiomycetes; Eurotiales; Aspergillaceae
Gene: SEC7
Product: Arf family guanine nucleotide exchange factor SEC7
Exons: 6
Coding region: 1-6000 (1999 amino acids)
Biological process (GO): regulation of ARF protein signal transduction
Molecular function (GO): guanyl-nucleotide exchange factor activity
Source: RefSeq, a predicted model, not a curated record